Messenger RNA from Manis pentadactyla (Chinese pangolin), 874 nucleotides. RefSeq names its product apolipoprotein C3 (gene APOC3). Lineage: Eukaryota; Metazoa; Chordata; Mammalia; Pholidota; Manidae. The record is from RefSeq and is a predicted model, not a curated record. The transcript has 4 exons. Gene Ontology annotation, molecular function: high-density lipoprotein particle receptor binding; lipase inhibitor activity; phospholipid binding. The coding region runs from base 130 to 429 and encodes 99 amino acids. Gene Ontology annotation, biological process: negative regulation of lipoprotein lipase activity; negative regulation of triglyceride catabolic process; cholesterol homeostasis. Gene Ontology annotation, cellular component: very-low-density lipoprotein particle; extracellular region; intermediate-density lipoprotein particle.
GUCUGGAAGAAGCCUUAGACCCCCAUCCAACCGCAGACAGAAAACCUGAGGCCUGGGGCGCAGGAAUUUACCCCAAGUCACACAGCGUGUUAGUGGCAGAAACCAGGCCAGAACCUGAACGAAGGUGCCAUGCAGCCCCGGGUCCUCCUCGUCGCUGCCCUCCUGGUGCUCCUGGCCUCUGCCCGAGUUUCGGAGGCUGAGGACACCUCCCUUCUGGACUACAUGCAGGACUACAUGCAACACGCCACCCAAACGGCCAAGGACGCGCUGAGCAGCAUGAAGGAGUCCCAGGUGGCCCAGCAGGCCAGGGGCUGGAUGAGCGGCAGCUUCAGCUCCCUGAAGGACUACUGGGGCGCCAUUACGGACAAGUUCUCCGGGUUCUGGGAUCCAACUGAGGCCUCACCAACCCCAACCUCUGACGCUGCCUAAGACCUCCACCCCACAAGCCUACCUGCCCAGCCACCCUGCAGCCCCCAGAGCUGCCCCCAAGACCAUUUCAAAGAGACAGCAUUCUCAGUGCCCCCCACCCUGCCCCAGACCUGGCCCAGCCCCGGGCGUGCUGUCCUCCCAAUAAAGCUGCAUGAGAAGCUGCCCUGAGUGGGACAUCUGGCAUGUGCCAUGUAUGUCUGCGCACAGCAGUGGGCCGUGGCUGCCCUGUGGGUGGGCACUGGACUGACUUCAACUUGGGCAGGCCUGCGGCCGAGCCCUACCCUGCAGUUAGCGUGUGGGUGAUGCCUGGGUCUGAGUUUCUUCACCUGGAAAGUAGAAUAACCUCACCUGUCCCACCUGCCUUGUCAGGUUUGUGUGGAAGAGCAAACAGGAUAAUAGGUUGACAAUAUUACUUGGAUAAACUGUCAAAAGCUGUGCAAUCUGA